This is a messenger RNA of Brassicogethes aeneus, 2534 nucleotides long. The record is from the annotation of a GenBank genome assembly. Lineage: Eukaryota; Metazoa; Arthropoda; Insecta; Coleoptera; Nitidulidae.
AGUUUGAAGCCUGGCAACGCUGUAUGUACUAGGUUUAAAUUUCAAUAAAAGUGUUAAAUCAAGUGUUUUAAGUGUUAAUAAAUAAAUAUUACUACUUUUAAUUGUGCAAAAUGGAUACAAACGUUAAGGAAUGUCAAACUUGUAAAGAAGAAUCGCUGAAAACAACUUUUUGAGAAUUGGCCACCAUCUUGAUGAAACCCAAUUUCAGUUGACCAGCACGCCACUGAAAAAGAAUGCCCCCAAAAAGAAAACACAAGUGUAAACCUUAAGAAGAUCAAAAUCAAAAUUAAUUAAUAUUGCGAAAAUCUAACUAAAAAAUAAAUUAACAAUGACGAAGUUUACUUUAAACGAUUCAGAAAACAAUAUGGGAAGUCAGGUUACCUUAACUUCCUACAUCAAUGGCGAACAUCCUGAUGAACGACAUGUCAACCCCGCUUUUGCUGAAACUGAAUCCGACAGCUUAGAUAAGGAAAUUAGAAAAAAUAGUAGUUUAGGUGGUAGCACUAUUUUGUCCCUCCCGGAAGAAUCCUACUGGAAACACAGACCGUCGCAGUUUCUGGCCAAACCUACCAUAAAAGAAUGGGCCAAAGACAGAGUGAAAAAAGGCCUAACCAAGAAAAACCUAAAAAGAAAAGUUCCUAUUUUGUCUUGGCUACCACAGUACAACACCAGCUGUUUGGUGUCAGAUCUAGUUGCAGGAAUAACAGUUGGCCUCACUGUAAUUCCCCAGGCUAUAGCCUAUGCUACCGUUGCAGGACUGGAACCGCAAGUAGGUUUAUACUCAGCCUUUAUGGCAUGUUUUGUAUAUACAAUUUUAGGUAGUUGUAAGGUUGCCCCUAUAGGGCCGACUGCCAUUGCAGCCCUUUUAACUAGAGAAAAUAUACAUAAUUUAGGUACCUCAGGUGCUGUUUUACUCUGCUUUUUGAGCGGCUGUAUCGAACUAAUAAUGGGUAUAUUACAAUUAGGAUUUCUCAUAGAUUUUAUUUCGGGUCCUGUGUCGAUAGGAUUCACAUCAGCAGCCGCCAUCAUAAUAGCCACAACCCAAGUAAAAGAUGUGCUGGGUCUGGCCUAUCCCGGAGGAGAUUUUUUGCCCGUUUGGGAGCAAAUUUUCCAGCACAUUUCCGAGACUAGACCUUGGGACUGUUUACUGGGCUUUUCUUCCAUGUUUGUGCUACUAUUCUUAAGGACUUUCAAAGACACCAAGAUCGGACCAAAAGAUGAUAAUGAAAAGAGCUCGUUCCACAAAGCUGUCAAUUCAUUUAUUUGGUUGUUUUGUACCGCAAGAAACAUUAUUGUCGUUAUAGUGUCUGCAUGUUUGGCUUACUAUUUCGAUCAACAUGAAGAAAAACCAUUUAGAUUGAUUGGUUAUGUAAAACCUGGUCUUCCAACACUUCAACCGCCACCUUUUUCCACAACAGUUGGCAACAAAACCUAUUCCUUCACCGAAAUGACUACAACACUUGGAGGUGGAAUUAUUGUGGUGCCACUUUUGGCCAUCUUGGAAAAUAUCUCUUUGGCAAAAGUAUUCUCCGAAGGAAAUCGCGUAGAUGCCACACAGGAAAUGAUAGCGCUGGGAGCCUGCAACAUCGUAUCCUCCUUCGUAUCAUCCAUGCCCAUCACGGGAGGCCUGUCCAGAGGCGCGGUAAACCACGCUAGCGGUGUUAAAACCACAUUCGGAGGAAUAUACACGGGCCUCAUGGUCAUAUUGGCCUUGGUACUCCUCACUCCUUGUUUUGCUUACAUCCCCAAAGCUUCUCUUGCAGGAGUCAUCAUUGCUGCAGUGGUUUUCAUGGUGGAACUGCAUGUCAUAAAGCCCAUGUGGAGGACGAAGAAAUCUGAUGUAAUACCAGCCGUUGUCACAUUCGUAACCUGCCUUUUCUUGAGGUUGGAAAUAGGAAUCGUCAUCGGAAUUAGCAUCAACGUACUAUUUUUAUUGUAUGCUUCAGCUAGACCGACUGUUAGUGUGGAAAAAUACACGACACCAAGUGGACAUGACUACUUAAUGGUGACUCCAGACCGAAGCUUGGCCUUUCCAUCCGUGGAAUAUGUCAGAUCUUUGGUGUCAAAGGCUGGCGUGAAGCAGGGCUCCAGUUCUAUCCCUGUCGUACUGGAUGCAAAACAUAUACAGGGUGCUGAUUUUACGGCUGCCAAGGGGAUUAAAUCCUUGCUAGAGGACUUCCACAAAAGAAAACAACCGAUUUAUUUCUUUAACUUGAAGGACAGCGUUAUCAGGGUGUUCCAGGGUGUCCAACCUAAGGAUUUUACAUACUGUGACACGUUUACCGAGUUAAGUGAUUUACUGAAACAAUACUUUGAAGCUGAAGCUCCGACCAUAAAUGGCUCUGCUACUAUAAACGGUUCUAUAAGUAGUGUCAAUAAUAAUUAAUUAAAAAUAUGUGAUAAAUUAUAUUUUGUAGAGAAUAUAUAUAUGUAUAUGAAUGCAAUUUAAUUUAAUUCUCUUAGGUAAGCAUAAAUAAUUACUAUUUGAUGAUUUCAGUAAUCAUUUUAGAACGAAUUUGAAAGUAUUAUAGUUU